Messenger RNA from Glarea lozoyensis ATCC 20868, 1014 nucleotides. Its product is annotated as PDZ. The record is from RefSeq and is a predicted model, not a curated record. The transcript is spliced from 3 exons. Gene Ontology annotation, molecular function: protein binding. Gene Ontology annotation, cellular component: Golgi apparatus. Lineage: Eukaryota; Fungi; Ascomycota; Leotiomycetes; Helotiales; Helotiaceae. The coding region runs from base 1 to 1014 and encodes 337 amino acids. Gene Ontology annotation, biological process: Golgi organization.
AUGUUUAACGCGCUCAAUCGAUUCAUAUCUAGACUAGACUCUGACAGUCCGGCUCAGCAGUCAAACCAUGGGCAUUUUGGGUUCCAAGUACUUCGCAAUAAGUCGCCUGAGCUAGGAAUUGAGCCAUGGUUUGACUUCAUUGUUGGUAUCAAUGGAAGGAUGAUAGAUGACUCGGAUCCAAUGCUCUUCAGCCAAGAAGGUCAACGUACAAGAACUCUUCACAUCCCAAUACCCAUCGACCAGCCAACCCUCGGCUUAACAUUACAAUGGACUUCCCUCUCAGCGGCCUCAAAUAUUUGGCAUAUCCUAGACGUUCCCGCCAAUUCCCCAGCAGACGUCGCAGGUCUGCUACCUUAUAGUGAUUACAUUCUCGGCACACCAGAAGGUGUUUUACAUGGCGAAGCAGGCCUGGGCGAACUGGUCGAAGAUCAUAUCGGUCGACCGUUGCGCUUGUAUGUAUACAACAAUGAGUAUAACGUCACUCGAGAAGUUACCAUCCAUCCAAGCAGGGAUUGGGGAGGAGUAGGGGCUUUAGGGUGCGUGUUGGGUUAUGGGGCUUUGCACCGAUUGCCAGCACCGUUGAGCGAGCCCUUGGCAGGUCCAGGAGAAACGCUCUUCGAGACAGAAAAUGCACGAUUCUCCAAUGAAGAGAACAGACCAUUAUCUGGGGCACCCGAUAGUCAGUUCUUCGUACCUGCAGCAGCAGCCACUCCUUCUGGAGACUUUCUAGUGCCAGCCACCUUGGUUGGACCACCUCAAGGGGGAACACCAGCCAAGAAAAGGGAUAAAAGGCACGGCCACAGCCCGAAUAAGGUGAUGUUGGAUGACUAUUUUAUGGAAGGAGAAAAGAAGAGCAGAGAAUUGGAUUAUGCACCCAGCGCGAAGAGUACGCCUCCACCACCACCACCAAAAGCGGGAGGUCCGCCUAGAGCUGGGCCUCCCUCAAGAACAGAUACACCUACCGUUGAAAGCGUUCCGGAUACCCAGGCCUCAGUUGAUGGCAGUGUAGAUUAA